UGAGCAUUAGCUUUCUGCAAACAAGCAGCUUGUAAUUCGCAAUUAGGGUUUACGAUUCGCGCCUCUUGCCACCGCCUUUAUAGCACGUCACGCUCUCCUUUUCUUGGCCACCCUUGGCCCGUAGCGUGACCUAGGGCUGUUUUUUCCGUGGGGUGCGCAGCGCAUGCGACUCUAGUGAGGCGGCGUUGCAGAAGUGCACCCUCGAGCGGCCGUCUCAGUCUUGGCUGUUUGCUUCGGCAAACAAACUGGCUAAUUCGGCGGCUCAAUUUCCAUUGUUUGAAGUGCUUGAUUGGUCGUCGAAAUGACGAUGACGCCGCAGGAAGAGGACGAGCUGGAGAACGAGGAGGACGACCUGGGCGACAUGCUUAUUACGGAGCAGGAUCAACUCGAUCUGGAGCCGGUGGCGUUUGAGCAAGUGCAAAUUCCAGUACCAAUUUUACCGAAAGUUGAAGAGCCACUGAAGGCCAAAGGGGGGAAGAAAAUUGACAACCCACCAGAGGACAGACUUGUUGUUGCAGUAAGAUUGCGACCACAUGACGACAGGAAGGACGCCAGAAGGUCGGUGUACGCGUUAGACGACAAGACAGUUGUAGUGAGAGAAAAGGAUAACGUGAGAACGGACAUUUUACGGCAGAAAAGGGUGUCAGACCGACAAUACGAGUUCGAUCUCGUCCUAGAUGAAGACGCAAAUCAGGAAGAGGUUUACGAAGGCACGACUAGAGCUUUGGUAGAAAAAGUGGUGCGUGGUGGAAAUGCAACGGUUUUGGCCUACGGCGCGACAGGAGCUGGAAAAACUUACACCAUGGUCGGCACUGCAGAGGAACCGGGAGUCAUGGUCAGGGCUUUGGACGAUCUCUUCAAAGAGGCUGCGGUUUUGGACGGGGAAACCGCUGCUGAGAAAUUGCCGGAGGAAAAGGACGGAAGCGAAUCUGAUCUAAGCAGCUCUCCGUUAAGCAGAAGACGGAAAAAACCAGCGCCAGCGCCCAAGAGACAAGUCACCAUGUCCUAUCUUGAAGUGUAUAAUGAAAAAAUCAAAGACUUGCUUAAUCCGAGCGCCCAGCAGUUGGAGCUGCGAGAAGAUAGCAGUGGCGGUGUGAGAGUUUCUGGCCUCUCCGAAGUAUUUGCGCAGUCGACAGAAGAGGUUCUAAAACUACUGCAAAGGGGAAACAAAGCGCGCUCGGUGGAGCCCACAGCAGCAAACAAAACUUCUUCAAGGAGUCACGCGAUGCUGCAGGUGUCCGUCGUGGGAAAUGGCGAACCUGAAGGACGUUUGCUCAUGGUAGACCUCGCUGGGUCAGAAAGGGCCUCACAGACACAGAACCGUGGCAAGCGUUUGCAGGAGGGUGCCCACAUCAACCUGUCUCUGCUAGCAUUGGGCAAUUGUAUUACAGCGCUCGCGAGGGGUGGCGACGUGCGCCACAUAAACUUUCGCGACUCCAAGCUGACGCGACUGCUGAAAGGCGCCUUGACCGGUGGCGGCAGCAAACUGAGCUGCGUCAUGAUCGCCCAUGUCGCUCCAGGGUCAGUGCACCGCGAAGAAUCACGCACCACCCUCCUGUACGCGGAGAGGGCGGCCAGAAUUUCCCUUGCCGCAGCUCAAAAUAGCAGGCCGGCGGGCUACAUGGCCGCGCAAGCAACCAUCCGGGCGGAAAAGAAGAGGCUCAGGGCUGAAAUCGAAAUGAUGAGAGCCAGACUAGAUGUUGAAAGAUCCAACUCUGACGAAGUAAUCCCGAGUAACAACAAUAAUAGCAACAACAUCCCCACUCCGAGGAUUCACCAUCAGAGUCAUCACCCCGUGAUGAUAAGAAACCAGUCAAGAAUGAUGCACAUGCAGCAAGUUCCCAAUGACGAACUUUCUGACAUCAAGGAGCAAAUAUUGGCUUCGUUCAGGGACCAGAUGAGAGCUAGGAGGAGAUUGUUGGAAGUGGACAGCCAACUUCUGGGCCUGGGCAUGUUAUCAGAUAGGUAUAACUUGACCCUCAGGCGGUGGGAGGCCAAACACGGGCAGCUUUACAAGGCAGCCAGACUGGGGAGAUCGGCAAAAAAGUCGCUCACUGAUCCUGAAGACUCAGAUUACACGACACAGUUGGAGGAAGAGGCACAGCAAGCUUGGCGUGAGUUAUGCCGCAUCGAAAGAGAGCAAGAACAUCUCAAUGCAGUCAGAGCGGACGCUCAAAACGACUUGGAGAAGAGCAGGCAGAGGGCAAAUAUUUUGGAGCAAGAACUUUCAAAGAGAGUUGGUAGUGAAUGGGGUGAACGAGAGCUGCUUGCCCUGAUCUGCAGGGUGCACGAGUUGGAACUAGAAAGGUUGGAGGCGCAUGGUGCCGCCCUUGCUCGCGAGCACGAGCUGAGAAGGAGACAGAGCGCUCUCAGAAGGCAUGAAAGACAACGACAGCUUUGUGAUCAAAUCAUCACGCAGCAGAGACAACUUAUUGAAGAGAAAUCUCUGUCAUUACCUGAUGACCUGGAGGAGCUGUAUUCCGAGUAUCUGCGAGAAGUUCAAACCUCCAGCUUCAACGCGAGAGAGCCCGAAAUUGAGACCCCGGGCACCGCAUUCCGCCUAAAUCUUCCGCCAAUCUUUACGGCUGACUAUGGCCAACACUUGGAGCCAGACCCUCUCCUGAGACAGAAUCCAUCCAGCAGGGGAUUUAUUGUUAGUCCAGUGUCGUCGCCAAUGAUAGUCCAAUCGCACCAACAUUACGCACCGAGAAAGCCAAGAGUGCAGCGCACCUACCGAGUUAGCAACAAAAACAAACGCGAGCCGGACAUAUAUCAAAUUAGCACUCCUGGAAGUUCAGGCGACUCAAGCAGGGAUUCGCCUCUGCCUCCUAUUAAUAAUCAAGCAGAUCUGACUUUCAGUUUGAGUCAAGCAAUGCACCUGAUGGCCUCAUCACCUCGCGGACAGCACAUGUCAAUGUCCCCGCUGCCACCGAUAAAACUGCCUACCUCGGCCAAGUCACACCAACACACUGCUUUUGGCCAUCCACCUCCGUGUCCACCAAAACCUUCUCGAUUGCCGAGGCCCGUCGCCACCCACGGUGGCAGAAGCAGGCGGAACAGCUUGAUGCCUCGAUCGCUGAGUGAUGAGGAUCUGAGAGAUUAGUGAUUUUCAAUCUACAGCUUGUAAGCUAUUUUCUUCAUUUACCAGAAAUGCUGUAGCUUCUGAAAAAAAUCAUGUGAUGUUAUCUGCG
Cloeon dipterum is the source of this 3191-nucleotide messenger RNA. It is a transcript of the gene Kif19A, whose product is annotated as Kinesin family member 19A. Bases 302 to 3103 code for a protein of 933 amino acids. Gene Ontology annotation, cellular component: mitotic spindle astral microtubule; mitotic spindle midzone; kinesin complex. The record is from RefSeq and is a predicted model, not a curated record. The transcript has 15 exons. Gene Ontology annotation, molecular function: ATP hydrolysis activity; ATP binding; plus-end-directed microtubule motor activity. Gene Ontology annotation, biological process: mitotic sister chromatid segregation; microtubule-based movement; microtubule depolymerization. NCBI's taxonomy places the organism in Eukaryota, Metazoa, Arthropoda, Insecta, Ephemeroptera, Baetidae.